Molecule: messenger RNA, 903 nt
Organism: Metarhizium brunneum ARSEF 3297
Lineage: Eukaryota; Fungi; Ascomycota; Sordariomycetes; Hypocreales; Clavicipitaceae
Source: RefSeq, a predicted model, not a curated record
AUGGCAGAGCACCCAGCUUCGCGAUUCCUUAAGGACGACAGUGACGUGGCAAUAGAGUUUCUCGGGGCACAGUUAGAGAAUGGAGGAUGCGUACGACCAGCUGACAUCUUGGAAGGUCGAGUUCGUGUGUCAUCAAGACAUCCUCUAUCUUUCAGCAGAUUUGAGGUGCAUCUUGAAGCUGAAGAAACCACAACUGUUACCAUCGAUGAGGCGACGCCACAUACCUUUUCCAGAGCGUUAUUAGAUGUCGCGUGUUAUCCUUCUGUUUCACAGGAUCCCGGAAUCGACAAUGAGGGAUCCGAGCACAUAUACAGCAUCCCCUUCUUCUUCGUUAUGCCCGAUGGUACUGAGUUCGUUCCGUUUUCACGGCAUGCAUUACCCCCUUCUUUCAACCGCCAUAAUGCUUUAUUAUCCUCCUGGAGCCCUACACCGAUUCCAGAUAUUUCAAUCUUGUACUUCCUUCAGGUUGUUUUGACCUACAAGCCGGGAAAGGCUGGGACUGCGGGCACGCCGACCACAUCUACAGUGACCAAACCGAUUAAGUUUCUUCCUUACAUCGAGGUCCCCCCUCCUAUAGAUACUGACAGCUUCCCUGGAGAGUUUACACUUAGUAUACAAAGGCCCAUCUGGAAGAACGUUCUUCAUAGUCGCCUGGGACUUGCCAUCAUCAGCGUGAGGGAGCCACAGCCGCUGGCGUAUUCAUCGGAUGUCGCCCGAGGUUCCACUGAAUGUCAGCUAAGUAUUACUAUCGAGUGUGAUCUUCUGGCAUUCCACCGGCUGCGAUGCGUAACAGUUACGGCCCUUCCCACGAUCUGUGCAAAGACAUACUUUUCUUCCAAAAAGAUGCCAAAAGUUCCAGGGUCUGCAGUGGGCAUUCUCACCCGCAGAUAUGUCCACUUGUAA